This is a messenger RNA of Triplophysa dalaica, 2241 nucleotides long. RefSeq names its product CCN family member 3-like. Gene Ontology annotation, cellular component: extracellular matrix; extracellular region. Gene Ontology annotation, molecular function: heparin binding; integrin binding. The transcript has 5 exons. Gene Ontology annotation, biological process: signal transduction; cell adhesion. NCBI's taxonomy places the organism in Eukaryota, Metazoa, Chordata, Actinopteri, Cypriniformes, Nemacheilidae. The coding region runs from base 537 to 1568 and encodes 343 amino acids. The record is from RefSeq and is a predicted model, not a curated record.
UGUUCUGCAGAGGAAGGUCAAACAGGUUUUGAAUGACAUCAGGCUGAAGAAAUGAUGAAAUGAUUGUCUUUUUUUGGGAAAACAAUCCUUAUAAGCUUUUUCACUCUCACAUUUAAAUCACAUUUCAUCCAUUCCUAUUCAUUUUGCACUUAAUUUAAGUGCAUACAUAAGCACAUACGUGUCAUACUGUUCAUCUGUUUAAAAAAUAAACAUGAAAGUAAAUGGAAUCCUGAAGGUAUAUAGGAAAAUUUAUUUCUUGUAAUAACACCUGCUGCAGAAUUGGUGAGUGAUAGCCAGAUAUGUUUGGGCUUUGGCAGUAGAAUGUGACGGUAAUGUUCAUUGUCCAAUCAGCAGCCUGAGAUUCAAGACAGCACCAUUGUUUGCCCGUCUUUUUCCUCCCCUUUUGCCCCGACCAAGACCUGUAUAAAGGCUACCUUCGCGAAACUGAAUACGUAUUAUUUAAGAUCAGAAAGAAAACAGGACGUCAUAUUUUAAAAGCUUAAAACAACUAUACAAGGAAUAAGAUAACAAACAACAUGCUGAAAAAAGCACUUGCUAUCUACAUUUAUGCACAGGUGGCUCUGUGCGUAUUGGUGAGGGCGCAGUGCCCUGCGCGCUGUAGCUGUCCGGAUCCUCCACCGUGCGCUCCCGGUGCGCACCUCGUUAUGGAUGACUGCGCCUGUUGUCUAGUGUGCGCACGACAGCGUGGUGAACUCUGCUCGGAAAGGAACCCUUGCGACACGCAGAAAGGACUCCAGUGCGAUUAUGCCCGUAGUGUACGCAGGAGGACAGGUGUAUGUGUAGCUCGUGAGGGAGAUGUUUGUCGAUUGGAUGGCGCCGUCUAUCAAAAUGGAGAAACAUUCUUUCCAAGCUGCAAAUACCAGUGCUUGUGUAAGGAUGGUCAGAUUGGGUGUGUGCCACGCUGUAAUCUGGGCAUGAUGCUUCCGGGACCCGACUGCCCCUUUCCACGGACGAUUCAAGUUCCUGGCGAGUGCUGUGAGAAGUGGGUGUGUAAUGCUCAGGAUCAGAUGAGCGCACUCGGCGGGUUUGCAAUGGCAGCUUACAGGCAGGAGGAGACGGUGGGCUUUGACCAGUGGGACUCUAGUGUAAAUUGUAUCGAGCAGACCACAGAAUGGAGCGCCUGCUCCAAAACAUGUGGCAUGGGAAUGUCCACCCGUGUGACCAAUAAGAAUCAACGCUGUGAUAUGACCAAGCAGAGCAGACUUUGUAUGAUAAGACCCUGUGAAAACUUGAACGAGCUGAAAACCACAACAGAAGGCCAGUGUCUGAGAACAAAGAGAAGCACCAAUAUCAUUAACUUCACCUUGAAGAAUUGCACCAGUGUCCAGGUCUACAGACCUCGGUUUUGCGGGCUGUGCAGUGACAAUCGGUGCUGCACCCCUCACAGCACAAAGACGGCUCAGGUGGAGUUCCAGUGCCCGGAGAACAAGAUCAUCAAGAGACCUAUGAUGUUCAUUAACACCUGUGUAUGUCAUCACCACUGCCCACGAGACAACACCAUCUACCAGCCUCCUGCCAGCACAGGUCACAGGGGCCUCCAACUGUGAAAGCAGGAAUAUAACAGAUGAAAGAAUAAAAUAUGAAGCCGUCUGUAAAAUAAAUACUGUAUAUGCACUUGAGCUUCUUGAGAUGGGAGUGUACGAUUUGUGAAAAAGUAGAACUUUUCUACUUGUUUCUACUACAAGAAGGUUUAAAAUUCUUUAAAGGUCCAAAUGAUUGAUCUUGUUUAUAACUAGCUUAUUUGCACAUUUAUCUCAGUCAAACCACGUUCACCCUAUGCUUUCUAGCUUUGUUAGCUGAUCUUAGAUCAGCCCUUUAAAAAACCUUCCACCAAUGUCACAUGAAUUUGUCUCCUGGAAGGUUUGUUUAAAGAUGACCUCUCCCAUGCCCUUGUGUGCUGAAUAGAGCAGCAUGUCUUGUGUGUUUGGUCAGUCACAUAGUUGAGGGGAAUUCUCUAUGUUUUCCCUGUGAUAAAGACUAUUCUUUCUCUAUAGGUAAAGGUCUUUUUACAAGAGCUGACUUUGAUGCCUGGUGUUUAAUGGCAUUCACAUACACAUAUGGUAAUAAUCAAUGCCAUAAAUAAUGCACCUUCAAAUAAGACAAAUAAUUCACAGUUAUAGUCACUCCUAACCUUUCAUGUGUUGCAUCCAGUGUGCAUUUCCCAAUAAAGUUGUAUUUUUUUAAUAAAAAAUUCUCAAAACUAAAAUGUUCAAAAUCAUU